AGUUGGUUUGCCAACCACCAUAAAACGUCGAAGAAGAAGAAGAAAGAGCCUUGUAGUUAGUUACGUGCUCAUCAUCUCCGUUCGCGUUCUAUGAGACAAGCAGUGUAUCGCAUGUAAUUUGUAUCAAAAUUUGAUCUGGACAUUAAUCAGGUUUAUUUUGCAGUUAUUGAUCAUCUGCAGGCUACAGUGAAGUUUAGUAGUGAAAUGUCCAGCACAGCCAUGAAGAAGAAGGUUUUGUUGAUGGGUAAGAGCGGAUCAGGAAAGACUAGUAUGAGGUCCAUCAUCUUCGCCAAUUACAUCGCCAGAGACACUCGCCGCCUCGGUGCCACAAUUGAUGUUGAGCACUCUCAUGUGCGAUUCCUGGGCAAUCUCGUGCUGAAUCUGUGGGACUGUGGUGGUCAGGACACUUUCAUGGAAAACUACUUCACAAGUCAGAGAGACAACAUCUUCCGUAAUGUGGAGGUGUUGAUUUACGUGUUUGACGUGGAGAGUCGAGAGCUGGAGAAGGACAUGCAUUACUACCAGUCGUGUCUGGAAGCCAUCCUGCAGAACUCACCAGAUGCCAAAAUCUUCUGCCUGGUGCACAAGAUGGAUCUGGUACAGGAGGAUCAGAGAGACCUGAUAUUUAAAGAGCGUGAGGAGGAUUUGAAGAGAUUAUCUCGACCCCUGGCCUGCACCUGCUUCAGAACAUCUAUUUGGGAUGAAACGCUGUAUAAAGCCUGGUCCAGUAUCGUGUAUCAGCUCAUUCCUAACGUACAGCAGCUCGAGUGUAACCUGCGCAAUUUUGCUCAGAUUAUUGAGGCAGAUGAAGUCUUACUGUUUGAAAGAGCAACUUUCCUGGUGAUUUCCCAUUAUCAGUGUAAGGAGCAGCGAGACGCUCAUCGCUUUGAGAAGAUCAGUAACAUUAUUAAACAGUUCAAGCUCAGCUGCAGUAAAUUGGCCGCCUCAUUCCAGAGUAUGGAAGUACGGAACUCGAACUUUGCAGCCUUUAUCGACGUGUUCACGUCCAACACAUACGUCAUGGUUAUCAUGUCUGACCCGACUAUACCAUCUGCUGCCACCCUAAUCAACAUUCGGAAUGCCAGGAGACAUUUUGAGAAACUGGAGCGAGUAGACGGACCCAAACAUAGUCUGCACAUGCGCAUGCGCUAGACAUACAACACAUGCAGCAUGGAACGACGAUUAUAAGGGUUGCGAAUGAUCCCGAGGAAUUCCUCCAGAUUUGCCGUCUUCACUGUGUGUUUUUACUGGAAGAUUCUGCAUCUGCUGUAAUAAGGGGUUUAACUUGUUUUGCUUUUUGCUUGCUGCUGUUGCAAUGGGGCAAUAGUGAAUAUUGAAAAACUCUGAUUUUGUUUUGUGUAUAAGAGUGUCCAUUUAAUUAUUGUCUCAUUGUUUAAGCAUUAUCUCAGUAUGUUAUCCUUUCUUUACAAAUGCUGAGAAGGUUGUUUUGAAAUAUGUUACUGUAAAAUUGGUUUGUUUGAAUUACCUGUGAUCUGCACAUCAAUUGUGAAUUAUACAUAUUCUGCCAAAAUAAAUGCAUGUUCUUCCGUAAUGUCUUGAUAUUUAACAAAACCAUAAUUAUUUUACCAGCAAAGAGUUGAAAUAAUAACAAAUGUGUCUCUUUCAUCAAAACUAUUAGUGGUUUCAUAGAUGGCCAUAUCUACUCAUAUUUUGGCAGCUUAAAUAUUUUAAUAUUUAAAAUCCAUUCAUCUGCAUACAGAACUUAAAUGUCUUCUGAAGCAAUAUGAUACAGUUGAAGUCAGAAUUUACAUACACUUAGGCUGAAGUAAUUAAAACUCAUUUUUAACCACUCCACAUAUUUUGUAUUAGCAAACUAGUUUUGGCAAGUCGUGUAGGACAUCUACUUUGUGCAUGAAACUAGUAAUUUUUCCAAGCAGUUGUUUACAUACAGAUUGUUGUUCACUUUUAAUUGACUAUAUCACAAUUCCAGUGGGUCAGAUGUUUACAUACACUAAGUUAACUGUGCCUUUAUGCAACUUGGAAAAGUCCAGAAAAUUAUGUCAAGCCUUUAGGCAAUUAGCAUCAUUUGGAGGUGUACCUGUGGAUGUAUUUUAAGGCCAACCUUCAAACUCGGUGCCUAUUUGCUUGACAUCAUGGGGGGAAUAAAAAUCAGCCAAGACCUCAGAAUAAAAUUGUGGACCUCCACAAGACUGGUUCAUUCUUGGGAGCAAUUUCCAAACACCUGAAUGUACCAUGUUCAUCUGUACAAACAAUAGUACAAGCAUGAACACCACGGACCACGCAGCCAACAUACCGCUCAGGAAGGAGACUCAUUCUGUCUCUGGUUUGGUGCGAAUAGUGCAAAUCAAUCCCAGAACAACAGCAAAUGACCUUGUGAAGAUGCUGGAGGAAACAAGACAUGUAUCUAUAUCCACAGUAAAACGAGUCCUAUAUAGACAUAACCUGAAAGGUUGCUCAGCAAGGACGAAGCCACUUUUCCAAAACCACAAUAAUAAAGCCAGACUACAGUUUGCAAGUGCACAUGGGGACAGAGAUCUUACUUUUUGGAGAGAUGUUCUCUGGUCUGAUGAAACAAAUAUUGAACUUUUUGGCCAUAAUGACCAUUGUAAUGUUGGGAUGAAAAAGUGUGAGGCUUGCAAGCUGAAGAAAACCAUCCCUACCAUGAAGCAUGGGGGUGGCAGCAUCAUGUUGUGGGGGUGCUUUGCUGCAGUAGGGACUUGUGCACUUCAUAAAAUAGGUCAUCAUGGGGUAGGAAAAUUAUGUGGAUAUGUUGAAGCAACAUCUUAAGACAUCAGCCAAGAACUUAAAGCUCGGUCUCAAAUGGGUCUUCCAAAUGAACAAUGACCCCAAGCAUACCUCCAAAGUUGUGGCAAAAUGGCUUAAAAACAACAAAGUCAAGGUAUUGGAGUGGCCAUCACAAAGCCCUGACCUCAAUUCGAUAGAACAAUUUUGGCAAAAUUGAAAAAGCUUGUGCAAGGAGACCUACAAACCUGACUCAGUUACACCUGUCUGGAGGAAUGGGCCAAAAUUCCAGCAACUUAAUUUUAGAAGCUUGUGGAAAGCUACCCAAAAUGUUUGAUCCAAUUUAAAGACAGUGCUACCAAAUUACAGUGUAUGUAAAACUUUUGACCCACUGGGAAUGUGAUGAAAGAAAUAAAAGCUGAAAUCACUUCAAUCGUCGAAUAAAAUCUUUUCAUUGAUUAUACUUGAUUAAUUUUUAUUUAACUUGAUAAUAUUCUACAGCUUUCAUGUGCAACAUCCAUUCAACAUAUAAAAUACAAACCUUCAUUCUCCAUUCAUCAUAUCCCUGUAAUUUAUUAUUUUUAGGGCUCAUAUUACAUUCAAUUCACACUUGUCCUCUUAUUUAUAGGACUCAUAUAACAUUCACUCUGUGAUCCUUUUAUUUUAAGGACUCAUCAUACAUUCCCAUCCCUCUACUGGGCUCAUAUUUGUACUCAGUCAUACACUUCCAUACACAGUCGCACUUCACACAUUUUCAAACACAGAAAUAAACACUUUCAAAGACACACAAACACAAGGAGCUCUCGAAAAAUGCAAUAAAAUUCUAAAACGCAACUAUUCUACCACCUCUCUUAGGUGACCUACCAAACAGACCUUCUCGCAGAUUCACUUCGUCGACACAAUGAAAAAGCAUAUUAGUAGGAUUUUUGCCUACUCAUCAGACCUCUACGAUUCACUUCCUCAACACAACAGAUUGAUAUCCGCAGGACUUUUACACAUACACUUUUCCUACUCUACACUCGCUUCACUGAUACACUUCCUCAAAACAGUGAAAAACAAUAUUCUACCUGGUCAAAACUCUGCGAUUCACUUCCUCAAAACAACAGAGCAUUUCCGGUGGGUUUUUGCCUAGGGCUUCCUUAAACUUUAUCUGCUUUCAUUUACUGCUAUUCAUCUAAGCCCUCUUAAAAGUAAAAAAAAAAAAAAAAAAAAAAAACAGAUCAUUGCAUGCAAUGGGCAAACUCUGGGAAGCAACAUAAACUAAUUAUAUAAGCAAAGAAUGCUUACCUUUUAGGUGGUCACCUGUUUUUUUGUGUUGCUCAUCCAGCUAGCUCGCUGUGGCCACUUUGCUCCUGUCCAAUCCCGCCAAUUUGUUGUGGCUUCUGCCACCUCUGUGAAAGAUCAUUCUCGAAGUCUUAGGGUUUUGCUGCCAGAAGAUGGCCUUUAUUAUCAGAGAUAAAAAAGCUGAGUUGCUCUGGAGACACAACUCCAGCAACUGGGUUCCUUCCCGCUUAUAUAUGAUGAAGGCAGGGCUAAUACAUUCCAAACAUGUCACAAUUAUCCAUCAUCCUAUUCUUUGACUCGUCUGUUUAUUUUGAGCAGUGAACUGGAGACACCUGUGGAAGAGCCUCACCAUAUAUUUUCUCAGCAGUUAUGAGCGCACAUAUGUGAGCACAUUCCAUUCCUGCACAGGCCCCUACACAGAUUCACACAUUAAGAUACAUGCUUUGACCAUCGUAAAUAAUUAUAGAAUAAAAUGGCUAUAUUUACAUUGAUUCAAUUUGAUUAAUUUAUACUUGAUUAAGAUAUUCUACAAUAUCUGCAUGAUUUUAUGAACUGUACUGCUGCUACAUGAUUGGCUAAUCAUAUAAUAACAUGGAUGAUUGUUGGUGCCAGACAGGCUGGUUUGAGUAUUUCUGUAACUGCUGAUCUCCUGGGACUUUCACGCACAACAGUCUCUAGAAUUUACUCAGAAUGGUGCCAAAAAGAAAAAAACAUCCAUUGACCAGGAAUCUCAGUGCUGUAAAUAGAAAAUAUAAGUGAUUUUGCCAAAGUCAUUUAUUACUUGGAUAACAACGUUUCAUGCUAUUUUUUGAAUUUCACAUUCCCCUUUCUGUGUAUCCAUUUUAUAUUUGUACUUUCAUAUUUAGGGGCCAAGCACUGAAAGUGUUGGUUAGCUUUCUUAUUACUAUUCCACCAAUGAAGUCUUUUGCAUCCCAUAGAACAGUUUGGAGGACAAUUGGUACACUGAUAAGAGAAGAGUCUGAACUUCUAUCAUAGCAAAUGUGGGGUCUAUCUCUAUCCCUCUUGUGCCACCAACAAUUUAAAAUUAAACUUAUGUUUGUAAUUUGGCUUAAAAUAAUGAGAUUCCUUGGGGCAUAUAGUCACAUGAUACUCAAUGGGUGUGUCUCAUCUUGCUCCCUAGCUCAACUGUAUGUUGUGAAGCAGUAAAUUGGGCUUUGGCAGGAGUGUUCAUCAGCUGAACACUGGGACACUUAUUCAUACACAAUUACCUGCAACAGGUCACACUUUUAAAUGCUUCUGGUAUUAAUCGACAACAUAGCUGUAUAAUAGACACUAUUAUGCAUUUUUGUAGUAGAUAUUAAAUCAUACAGCAUUGUUAUGAAAGAUAAAUGACAAAAUAAUUUAAAUUUUUUAUUUAUAACCUUUUCUAAAAACUAUAUUUCAAUUUUAAAUGAUUGUUUCCUUUUCAUUCAAAUUAUUGAUCAAAUAUAUUACAAACCACAUCUAAUUAUCUAUAAAGAGAAAAUAAGCAGUCUUUUAAUGCCUUGAGAAAUUGAAUAAUUUACUAAUCUAACAAUAAUUAGAACGAUUAUGCGACUAUUCAGGUGAUUAUUCCAAUGAUUAAACAUUAGCUCUUAACUGACUAUUCAGCACUUACCUUGACUUAAAAGCUUGUAAUAAACGUGCUUAUUAGUAGUAGUGACUGAAAGAGAGAGUGAGUGAGUGCGUGAGUGAGUGAAAGAUAUAGUGAGUGCGUGAGUGAGUGAAAUAUAUAGUGAGUGAAAGAUAGUGAGUGAAAGAUAUAGUGAGUGAUGAGUGAGUGAAAGAUGGUGAGUGGAAGAUAUAGUGAGUGAAAUAUAUAGUGAGUGAAAGAUAUAGUGAGAGAGUGAAAGAUAUAUUGAGUGAGUGAGUGGAGUGAAAGAUAUAUUGAGUGUGUGAGUGAGUGAGUGAAAGAUAUAGUGAGUGAAAGAGAGUGAGUGAUUGAUGAUAUUGAAAGUUAUAGUGAAUGCGUGAGUGAGUGAAAGAGAUAGUGAGUGCGUGAAAGAGAAAGUGACUGCGUGAAAGAUAUAGUGAGUGAAAGAUAUAGUGAGUCAGUGAGUGAGUGAGAGAUAUAGUGAGUGAUGAGUGAAAGAUAUAGUGAGAGUGAAAGAUAUAUUGAGUGCGUGAGUGGAGUGAAAGAUAUAUUGAGUGCAUGAGUGAGUGAAAGAUAUAGUGAGUGAAAGAUAUAGUGAGUGCGUGAGUGAAAGAGAUAGUGAGUGCGUGAGUGAGUGAAAGAGAUAGUGAUAGAGUGAGUGAGUGAAAGAUAUACUGAGUGAAUGAUA
Molecule: messenger RNA, 6290 nt
Organism: Xyrauchen texanus (razorback sucker)
Lineage: Eukaryota; Metazoa; Chordata; Actinopteri; Cypriniformes; Catostomidae
Product: ras-related GTP-binding protein A-like
Exons: 11
Coding region: 205-1152 (315 amino acids)
Biological process (GO): regulation of autophagy; cellular response to starvation; positive regulation of TOR signaling
Cellular component (GO): Gtr1-Gtr2 GTPase complex; lysosome; nucleus
Molecular function (GO): GTP binding; GTPase activity
Source: RefSeq, a predicted model, not a curated record